Cataglyphis hispanica is the source of this 12119-nucleotide messenger RNA. It is a transcript of the gene dome, whose product is annotated as cytokine receptor. Bases 685 to 5205 code for a protein of 1506 amino acids. The transcript has 13 exons. Gene Ontology annotation, molecular function: protein binding. NCBI's taxonomy places the organism in Eukaryota, Metazoa, Arthropoda, Insecta, Hymenoptera, Formicidae. The record is from RefSeq and is a predicted model, not a curated record.
UUCCCCGUCAGGUUUACAACACUGGCGAUUGAUCUCGCGUACACACAUAUGUGUUUCCCUUAGAAUGCGCGCAUCGCGUAUAGUGUUGUUGUGUCGUCGUCGUCGUCGUCGUGAGGUCUUCGUCGUGCCGCGCGAUCUUGGCCGAAACGUAAACAAGAACAUUUUUUCUCCGUCUCGCGAUAUGAAGUGGCGGCGUGUCUCGGUGGAUGAUCUUUCAGAGCACGAGUCGCCGCGGUUAGCAGCGAGAUUCGUGCGCGCGUGUUAGCGGGGAUAAAACCUAACCGCGGUGGUAAGAUCGCCGUGUCGCAUUCUCGAUCCGGAUCCGGUCGCUGAGUUGGUGUGCGUGCGGGAUACUGUGCGAAGUGCGAACGCGCUAAUGAUUGGUCGGCGCUCCAGGCUCGGGCCCGUUGCGUGCGGUUCGCAUUCCUUCUCUCUCUUUCUCUCUCUUUAUAUAGCCGACCGCUCCUCUUCCCUCCGUCUCUGUUUUUCCCUGUCAUGCGCGAGCGCGCUCGCCACAGUUGCCUAGGAUAUUCCCGAUACCCGAGACGGGUUCGCGUGCGCGAAUCGCCCAACAGUUUUGUGCAUUCGUGCAUUGGCUUCGGUUGGCGAUGAGAGAUCUCGGGCAUCGAAACUACAUCGUAUUGAAACUACAAAAUAUUCUUUAAUACCUCCAAUGGACGCCCUAUGAGAGGGAUGCCUGAUAAAAUGAAUCAAUGUUUAUCCCACGGACAAGACAGUGCGUCGAGGCGUGUUGGAUGCCGAUGUGCGUCGAGUGUGUCUAGUAUGUCAAGAUUGCCGUUUCCGCUCGGCAAUUUCGUGAUGUACAACGACAAUUGUAUUGCAUCUAGGACCGAUAGUGUCGAUUUGUUUGAAAACAAGGAAAUCAUCACGACGACUUCAGAAAACGAAACAAGUAACGCGGCUCGCUUGUCGCAAAACACUUUGCCGUCUCUUAGUGCCUGUCCAGUUGAUCAGUGCUCGUCGAGUGAAGAGAAUGAUCGUCCUACAUGUAAUUGUAAUUGUAUAAUAAAUCACCGAAAUCAAAAUCAUAUACAGAAGAAGAAGAGUGCGAGAAGAUACCUUUACUUGUGUAUAUCUUCGACAAUGAAUUACUGUUUCAAUAAAGUAUUUCGAUUAUCGAUUGCACGAAAACAAGACUGUUCAUGGGGAAUUAGAUGGAUAUGGAUAUAUAUUAUAUUGAGUUGUCUGUUUCUGAUGGUAAAUACAGCCAACGAAUGCGCCGUUGGAAUCGAAACACCAGGAUGGACAGUACCGCGAGGUGACAUCAUUAUCAAAUAUGGUAAUCCAUUGCGAAUUAUGUGUGUAUUAAAUGAAACAUACGUAAAUAAACAUUUUCCGGGUAAAAACUCUUCGAACCUCAUCUUCUUUCGCAAUGAUAAAAAAAUGGAACCAGAAUAUAUUACUGUAAUCAAUAGAACAACAAUAAUGUUGUAUAAUGAACUACCACCACCUGGUGAUAAUAUGUAUUAUUGCCAAUUGAAUCUAUCCAACAAGGACGUAGGUGUUUGUCUCAAUAAAGUUGUAAUUGGAUAUGAACCUAAAGUGCCAAGCAACUUUACUUGUACAUCCUAUAAUUGGGAGAAUAUUACAUGCACAUGGGAAACAGAGAAAAACUAUGUCCAGACAAGUCAUGAUUUAAUGUUUAAAUUCAAUGGAGGUAGGAGAGGAGUGCGAAGAUAUUAUCCUUGUCCAGCAGAAAAUACGAAGAAAAAUUCAUGCUCUUGGACUCAAUAUAGCAGUCCAAUGUACAGGCAAACGUACGAAAAUUUUACGUUUAUAAUGUUUGUUCAUAAUCAAUUUGGCAAUAUAAGCGACGUACAUAGAAUCGAUCAUUUUGCUCAAGUUAUUCCGGCGAAACCAGUGAACCUUUCGGUGAUAAAUAAAACGUCGAAUAGUGCAACAUUGUAUUGGGAACUUCCUUUCCCGUUGCAAAGUUUUCCACCUGGUAUAAAUCAUAAAAUUAUGUAUCAGAAUCAGUGGGAUUAUAAGAAAGAUUGGGAGGUUAUCAUUAUUGAUACGGAUCCUCGUUUGAGUAAAAGAUCUUUCAAUCUUACCGGAUUGAAAUAUGCUAAUACCGUGUACGAUGUUCGCGUUUAUUUAAAAAGCGCCAAGGCCAUAGGAGAGAAUAUGUAUAGUGAGCCCAGUGUUAUUACAUUCAGGACAUUACCAAUAUUACCUAGCUUUCCUCCGCGAACCGAUAUUGGUAGCUUCGAAAUUGUUGAGAACAAUGGGAACAGGGACAUAUAUUUGUAUUGGCAAAUGAUACCGCAAUACUUAGAAAAUGGUGAUAAUUUUAAAUAUCAGAUCAAUUAUGUGGAAGAGAAUGGUCAUAAAAUAACUAUCGAACCGAUUGAGACGACCAAGGCAUAUGCCAAGUUUAAAGGGCUUAGCUUCAAUAACUACCGAUUUAAGAUUACCUCGAUGAAUACGGUUGGCAUUAAUAAGAAUUAUACGGAAAUAGUAAUACCUAGUCGAGAUGAGAUGCCUCAUGAACCGAUAGCGUUCACGAAAAUGGCUUUCGAAGGAGGACUAUACGAAUUGUCUUGGAAGCCGCCAAUCGUGCAUAAAAAUAUCGUAAAUUAUACCAUCUUUUGGUGUGAUAACGAACGCGAUCGUCCUUAUCAGUGUACAGGUUACUUGAACUGGACGCAUGUAUCUAGCAAUACUACAGUUUACAAUAUAACCGUAGAUCCGGACAAAGUAUACCAAUUCGCGAUUUCCGCUAACACGAAUAAGGGCAGCAGUGGCAUGAUAUGGUCGUCUUGCACGGUGAUUCAUACAAAGGUCCUUGGCAAAAUGAAAUCCGUAUGGAUUAAUCGUAUCGGAUCGGAUUUCAUCGAAGUCGGAUGGAAGCUUGACUGUUCAGAUCGCAUUGGGAUCGUCGAAGGAUUCAAGAUUUAUUACUGUCCCAUCGUGUCACCAUUAGAUACCAAGUGCAAGGGACCCAAGCUCAACGUCACCAUCAAAUCCUAUCCACCCAUGAUAAGCGGUAUUGUCAAAAACUUGACGCCCUACACUACGUAUAUGCUGGAAGUCACAACAGUGACCAAGAAUGGCGAGAGUCAGCCGAGUGAGCCCUUAUAUAACACUACUCUUGAGGCGGCACCUAGUUCUUCGCCUUUGAACGUAAAAGCCAUGAAUGUCACCAACACGACGAUGUUUAUUACAUGGCAGUCACCGGAAGCGAUGAACGGCGUGCUCAGAUAUUACGAAGUUUACUAUAAUGGUCUCAUGAAAAAAGUGGAAGAAGGGAAGAGUAUUACUAAAUUGACGAGCUUGUUGGCAUACACUGACUAUAACAUUAGCGUUACCGCCUGUACUGUGGCGUGUAGCAAGAAAUCAUCGAUGAUAACACAGCGUACGAAGAUUGGUAUUCCCGAUAAGAUUGGCAUACCAAAAGUGCGCUUCAUGAACUCCAGCCAAGUGAUUGUCACAUGGAGUCCACUACAACAUCCUGCUGGUCCGAUAGCUUAUUACGAGAUAGAGAAUACUUCUGGCGAAAUAUAUAAUGUUACUAAAAUGGAAGCACAAUUAUCCAUCCCUGAUUGCAAGACGAGUCAAGAGGGACUGAACAAGUUUCGAGUUAGAGCCGUUAACAUUGGUCCCAAUAAUGAACAUUUGAUAGGACCUUGGUCUGAAACAGGAGAGGGAAAUUGUUACAAUAAUGGACUAACACAAGCAGCAACAAUAACUAUAUGGGUUGUUGGAGUUGUCGGCGCAGUAGCGCUCAGUUUGUGCUGCAUAUGUGCGACGAAGAGAAUGUGGUUGAAAUAUCAAGAUAUGCAAGAUAUCGAAGUAAAAUUACCGCCUGGUCUCACUCCAAACAUGAAGCUGCUUCGCAAAGACGCACCACAUACACGACAGCCAUCUGCUGAUUCGAGCGGCUGUUCGAGCGGCCAGGAAUCUGUCACCUCAUCGCUCACAACGACCGAAUUUCAAAUUUCCAGCGAUAGCGGUACUGAGGUAGAUCCAGUGCCAGUGUCACCCGAUAAGCUGCUUGAUACUCUGUCAACCUGGGAGUCGAAUUCUGCCAGUCUGCGACAAAGGACUGUUUCACGAGGAUCGGAGACUACGUCUCGCAGUAGGGAAUCGUAUGUUCCAGUUAAACUCGGCGACUCAAAUCUCAAUGAGAUUAUAUCUUUAGCGCGAUCCGUUCCAAAUUUGGCAGACAGUACAGGCAACACAAUGACGCCACAGACAUGGCCAAGUACCAGUCACAUCAGCAUGCAAUCUUCCGAUUUGUCGGGUAAUCCGAGCCCUACGUUGCGAGAGAAUACUAUUAUCAACUCUAUCGGUGCUUACAGCGUUAUUGGUAUACGUGAUAUGCGAGCGCCCUUACAAACCACAUCUGAAGAAGAUGGCGACGAUGGUAUAGAGAGUACAGAAACCGUACAUGACACCUUGAUAUCGAACAAACAGGAAAUGAAGCAUAAUCUGUGUACACCUUUUAUGAACAAAAAGGAAAUGCCAUCGAAAAUUAACGCUUUUAAUUUGGAUAAGCUGAGCACUUUCAUGGAAUCGAACAAAUCCGAGAAAGCUGCGUUAAUGGCAUAUCUUGCUGAUUUCGACAAGAAAAUGAAGUCCAAAUCGUUUUUUCAGCCUAAUCUGAUAGACAUAGUGCACUCUGAACCGUUCACUCUAUUAGGCUCAAUCGAGCAGCCCGAGAAGAGUAACAUUAGUAGUUCUUUUGCGUCGACAUCUUUCCCGAAUUCUUCCAAUGAGUCGUUUGUAUCGUCAUUCGUGAGUCCGACAUUGCCUGUCUCGUCAACUGACCCUACCUCGACAUUGACCUCGAAGAAUCCACAUGUCAGUGAUGAAAGAUUGGCACUCCCUAAGACAUCGAAAUCUUUGAUGACUCAUUGUAAGGAGCAUAAUGAUGAAACUUUGAAAAUGUCUCUCGCCUCGCCAAGUGAAAGCUUCUCUAAAUCAUCUGUGAGUUCCAUGCAUGAGAUGUUACAGCAACCACAAGAGAAUAUAGAGCUUUCAUCCGUUAAGGAGAUCCAAGAGAUGGAGGUUAACGAAGAUCCCGCGCCGAUUGCAAGGCGAAUUAUACAACCAAUUCUUACAAAGCACAAAGAGAACUCUGACUAUGUUGUCAUCGCUGACCCCAAUAUAAAAAACACAACUAAUCAGUCCGAUGAGCAGUAUAGCAAAGUGACGGUUGUACCAAGUGCGAUGCAGUGAAAUGAAGAAAAGGAUGCACCUUUGUUUCCUUCUUUUUUCUUGUAAAGAUGAUUUUGUCAACUACGUAGGUGAACGAAAUAAGUUACAAUAGUAAGAUAAGAUUUAAUAAGAUAAGAUAUUUGCACAUAAGAUUAUACGACAAAAGGAGACUGCAAUAUUGCAUGCAUGUUAAAAUGCAUGCGAUGAUAGCAAUGACUUCUUUUGCAAUUAUAAAAGAAGUUAAGGAGGAUGUUGGGAAGCGAAUUUAAUGCAAUCCAAAGAAAAUAAUAUUUGGAGGAAAUUAAAUCCUCUGUAGAUUCAUAAUAUCAUUGUUUUGAAAUGAUAUGUUCUUUUCUUGCAUCGAGAUCGAGAUUAAUGAAGAUGAGAUAUUAUCAAAUAAGAGAACGCUGGCUUGAGACAUCAACAAGAUAUUAAAGACCGAUGAUUUUAAACCGAGAAUUGUGACUCAAAAAAAAUUAGCUGCACGCUACAUUAAAAAAAUCUUUGUAUUUUCGGUAAAACAGUAAUUUAAUACAAUGAAAUGUUUAUUUAAAUGUUUAUUUUUGUCGUUCUUGAAGCAGUUACAUAAAAGAUUAAUACAUUUUUGAUAAUAAAAUAAUAACUGAAUGAACUAAAAUAAUUGAAUGAAUUUAAAUAACUCGUACAAUUAUCUUUAAUGCAGUCGAAAAGGCCGGUAAUGUCAUAAAAAAAAAAUAAACAAUAAACAAUAUUCUCCAGGCCUACUGGACCCACUUUGUAGUCACGAAAAUUUAUCUAAAGUCAACGGUCUUUAAUAGUAUCUCAUGGAUGCUUGAGUACAAUUAGGAAAUUCAUUUCUCGCUAAAAAAGUUCCAAUAAACUUAAAUGUUUGAAGAAAUUCUUCCUUAAAGUUAUUAUCUAAGACAAUUAUGUACAAAAAUAUAACAAAAUAUGCAAGAAAUAUAUGAUCUGUAUUUUAAAAGUAAUUUCAAGAUAAAAUUAUCUAGCAAAGUAUUUUUCUAUACAUAUAUUGGAAUCUAUUUCUAAGAAUUAGAUUUCUUAUUCCCCUUAUCCCAAGUUAGUGCUUCUCUAUUGAGAUAGUGCUCCUCUUUGAUUACAUCUUGUGUAUACAAAUAUUUAAGACUUUAACCCAGCAAAAAUUAUUUACAUACAAAUAAUUAAGGGUUAACGUUGUUUUUAUCGAUGAUUAAACUCAAACUUUAUUGCGUCCAUCAUCGCCACUAUGAAAACAACAAAUGUAAAAAAAUAUUCUUCCGAACGAUCUCUCGAUGCUGCUGUUAAUGAAACAUCUACAAUGCAUCAUCACUUGCAGAUAUUUUCAUUUAUUUUGUGUUAUAGAAUUAUGAUUGCUCAAAAAAGAAGCAAAAGUGAUACGUUUGAAAUUAAUACGCGCAACUACAACGACAAAAGUAACAUCAAAUUUUUUUUUAUAUAAAUUUUCCAUUUUUUUUAAUUCAGACGCACACAUCGCGAAAGACUUCGAUGAAGUUUUUUUUUCAUCUACAAGUGUUGAGUGUGUUCAAAAACGGAUUCAAUUCCCUCGCUCGUAUAUAUGAUUUAUUUGUUGUUGCCUUCGAUUCUCAUUAUCAUAAAUAUCAAUCACAAGUAAAAUUGUAUACAAUAGGAUAAGAAACUUUUAUAAUAGCAAUAUAUUAUAAUAUGUACAGUAUAAAAGCAAGGACAGGAUCAGGGAUGAUAAAAUAAGAAUGAUAAGAAGCGCAUACCAGUGUUGCAUUUCAUGGGCGUCACAAAGUAAGCUGCAAGGCAGCUGUAAAUUAUUCUAAACCCCCGUUAGAACAUAAAAUAUAUUAAUAUACACUCAUACUACUAGUGAUUUCCUAAUAUAUUAUUAAUUUUAUAAAACGUUUUUAUUGUUCCCAAUUUAGAAUGAGACAAAAUGGGGGAUAAGUGCUUUUAAAAUUUGUUUUAAUAUCAUGUGCUCGAAAGACGAAAAGAUAUUUGAUCUCUUUAAAAAAAAGUUAACAAGGACGUCCAUGCUUUGCAAUGAUCCCGAAUAACGCGCUUAAUUGUGUGUGAGACAUCAAACAAAGUACCUAUAUAACUCGUGUAUAUUCGGGCAUAUAAGUUAAUUGUGUGAAUGAUGCACAAACGGCAAUUGGUCUCACUCUCAUAUUAUAUCGGGACUGGAGGAAUAUAUUCGUGUAUAGUGUACACACGUAUACACGUACUUUAAGCUAGUCAGUGAAACGAGUUUGUUUCGCUCGCAAACCUUUCAAUCUCCUUUGAAACCUUUUUUUACAAUCCGCAAUUUUUCAGCGUUCAUUUCACAGAUUUUGAGAUUUACAGAAUUUUUAUCAGAUAAUAUACGCGAAGAAACAAACUUGUCAAUUAAUUAUUUUUUUUUGUUUUGUUCUUGAGUUUUUUUGUUUUUGUUUUUUUUUUCUCCGUUAAUUUCACAUCGCUGAAUGAAAAGAAGUAAUGAAUAAUCUUUUAAUCAAGAUUUAUUUUGAUCCAGCAUGUACGAAUAGUAUCUUUUUAUAACAGCAUCAUGCUGAGAUCUUUGCUGAGCGUAAAAGAAUUUAUCAGAAAAAAAGCUUUGCCGAAAAAUUGUCGGAUAUUUGUCUAUCGUUGUUAUAGAAUGAGAUUUUGUAAGCGGUAAUAUUUCAAUUUUUAACAAUGACAAAUUUUAAUAAAAGAAAAAAGAGAUAAUGUAAAUCUAAUGAGAUAGAGGUAACAUACAUAUAUAGUUUAAUUAAGAGAUAGCAACCACCGAAGUUACGUCCGUAAAAAAUUUGCUAUAAGAAUUAUAAUAUUCUAAAUUAUGCAAAAUGGAAAGGCCUGGAUCAUUUUGAAGGUGUUACUUUGAUUUACUAUGGUUAUUUUGCAAGUUCAAACAAUUUCUGCCGUUUGGUCAGAUUUUGUUGCAAUUUUGAGAUGAAGAGAAAUGAAAUUAUCUUGUUUGUUCUUGCGAAAUGAUACUUACGAAAUUUCGCGAUUGUAUAUUAGCGAAGUUUCCCAAUUAAAAAUGAGCUUAUUCUUACAUUAUUAUUAUUACUAUAUAAGAGACAUGCCACUUAAAUAUUUAAUGCAUUAUGUAAAAUGGCUACUUAGUCUAUAACGAUAUUAAGUUUGUAUAAACAUAAUGAAGAAUUGUAAAUUGGAGUUGAUAGAAAUGGCUUGUUGCAAUGUUACACAUGACGCAUAGAUCCGUUUGCUUUUAGUUGUACUUUUUUGCAGCUUAAGAUGAAAUAACUGCAUAUGCAUAGACAUCGCGGAUACGUGUACAUUAAUCGCAAAAAAAAAAUAUUUGAAGAAUUUAAAUAAGCAUAAUUUUUCAGCGAGUUCGAGAUUCUGUGGUACACUUUGUACAUAUCUACGAGUAAGAAUCAUUAUCACGAGAUAAAUAGCUAUAUGCACAUGUAUUAUAAUAAUUUUGUUAUAGAUAAACUAGAUAAAGAAAUCAACGAUAUUGUAUCAAUUUUGAUCAAGAAAAAGACACAAGUUGUAAAAAGUGCAACUAAAACGAGAUAUAAUAUUGUAUUCGAAAUUCAUAUUUUACGCGAAAUCCGUAUACAUAAUACACGUAAGAAUUUUAAUGCAUUAUGUAUAUCUUGUACACUGUUUAAGAUUGUCAAAUGAGGAAAUUCUUAAUAUACUUAAAAUAUUUAACAAAACGAUAGCGCAGUACAAUUGACGGUACAGUAAUAUGAGAUGUCUCUCAAAAGUAAUGAAAAUUCUUAUGUCCGAGAUGCAGAUAAAGGAGCCGUGUUGAAGGGCGUACAAAUACAGGCAAACCUAUUUCAAUCAGUUCUGUGCCCUCAUAGUCCUCAUCAUCAACAUCAUUUGUUGUACAAAAUUAUUUAAUUUUUAGAAAUUUAAACAUUGAAUUUCUUAAAAACUUUAAUUAUUGAAUAUUAUUAAUAUCAUUAUUAAUAAAAAUUUUUAAUAAUUAAAUAUUAAUAAUAAUUAUUAAAUAUUAUUAAUAUCAUAUAUUACAAAUUUUUAUUAAUUAUUAUAUCAAAAUUGUUUAUUUUUAUAACUUUUUAUAGUUAAUAAAAAUCUGCAUUUUGUUUGUGACGAGGUACUAGAUCACAACUUUAUACAAUAAAUGUGAUCUCGAUGCUAUGAUAGCACAGAACUGACUGAAUUAAGUUUACCUUUAUAUCUGUAAUCCCUCCAAUAUUAAUGGCUCCUCUACUUCUAAGCUGCCAUUUUGAACAUAAGAAUUUCAUUCUCAUUAUUUUUGUAAAACAUCUCAUAUACUGCUUGAUCGAUGGAACACUUGAACGAAAACAUAUUGUCGAUUAAAUCUUGCUCAUGCGUCGAAAUAAUGAAUUUUGUGCUAUAAAGAUAAAAAUUUCAUAAAUUGAUGUAGCAAAAUAUAUUUCCUCAUAAUUUUUUAAGAAUAUUGUCUAAUAUAUAUAUAUAUAUAUAUAUAUAUAUAUAUAUAUAUAUAUAUAUAUACAUAUACAUACAUACAUACAUACACAUAUAUGUGAUUAUCUAUUUUUGUUACAUAUUUGUAAAUGAAAAAGAUAUACUACAUUGUAUACCGUGAUUGUAACGUAUGAAACGAGAUUUUAGGAAGAGAUAUAGAUUUAAGUACAUUGCAUAAAGAUUCUAUCGGCCAUUUAUAUAAAUUAGAAUUAUUAUUAUGUAUUGUUGAUUAGUAUAUCCCCAUCAAUUUACCAGAUUUACCUGAUAGAAUCUAAUUGCAUGCAGAGACUAUUUCAUGUUUUUUUUUUUUUUUUUUUUAAAUAUAAUCAAACGAUCCUUAUGUUGAUUAUUUAAUGUAUAUUCUAUUACAUUUACGUUACAAUUUAUUAGUUAGUAAAUAACAGAGAUGAGGGAGGUUGCCACAAAUUAAAUUGAAUGAGCGAUAUAAUCAUGACGAAAUUAAAUGAUAAAAUUACAUGUGUAGCAAAAGCAUAUUUGUUAAGAUGAUAAUUUGCUCUUUUCUGUUUUUGAUUCUUUUGAAUGUAACAAUCAUUAUUUUUAUUCAUAUGUAAUCUUUAUUCAUGUAACGCGCAUAAAUGGUGGUUAAAUUUUAUAAUUUUAUAAUUAACGAGCACGCAAUUAACUAUAAUCUUAGUUAGUGAUGAUUUAUGACAAGAACUUUUAUCAAUUUUUGUACAUAUUACUGACCGCAAUUUUACGUGUAAUAUAAUUCUAUGCCUACUUACACACACGUAAAUAAAUGGCAAAUACAAAUACAUUGCUUAUAAAGUGCGAGAUGCAUAUCUGCAGUAAGGUGUAUAUACAAAGAGAGACUAAAAAAUAGCCGAAAUAAAAUAUGAAUUUCUUAAAAUAGCCGAAUAUCUCGAAAAUUAAACACUUGUGAAAACAAUGUUUCAAAUAAAUGAUAUAGCGUUUAAAUUGAUCGAAUAGUGUUUAUUUUAAUUUUAGAUUAGAAAAAAUUAUUUAUAAAGAUCACCUCAAAUUUUUUAGAUAAAAACUCAUUUUUUAUAUAUUAUAUUCUUGUAGCUGAUAUCAGAUCUUUUCAAAAUGAUAUGAUCAAAUUUUAUUUUGCGAAGAACUUCCUAAAUUAUGAGCCACGGAAAUGAUGGUAUAAUACUAGUUUAUUGUUAGCGUGACUGAUAUACUUGUGGAGAGAAUUCGGAGUCAUUAAAUAGUAGGGAUGACAAAGAUCCUGAUCUCUACACGACACAUACACACUACUACACGUCACAGACACACAUACAUACAAGACAUACAAGAGGAAAUGUAAAUCAUGCUAAUAUCAGUGGUAGCAUAAGUUUUUUUACUAAAGAUGAUUUAAUAAGAAUAUAAUAUAGAUAUAAUAAAUGGCGGCUUCUAUUUAAAAAAAUUCGAAGUGACUUUUAAGUGAUCUUUACAAAGUGAUCCAAAAGCAAAAUAAAUAUCAUCAUUCGAUCACUUUUAUAAAUUUUAUUUGAAACAUUUAACUUUUAUUUGAAUCAUUGUUCUCGCAAAUGUGCUUUAUUUUCGAAUUAUUCGGCCGUCUUUAAAUUUCGCAUGCACUAUGUACGUACACAGGCGAUAAUUUAUUGAUUCUUUCUUCUCUUUUAAAUUUAAUGAUAUGAUCCACCUUUAUUCAUGUAAUGCGGAUAAACAAGAGAUAAAUUUUCAACUUGUAAUCAUAUACUGACUACAACGAUUAAUGAUUUAUGACGAAAUUCGUAAUCAAUUUAUGUACAUAUUAUAGAUUGCGAUUUUACGUGUAAUAUAAUUCUGUACACACCUACAUACAUGCAAAUACACUGUCAAUUACAAAUACAUUGCUUAUAUAGCAUGCGAUGCGAACAUAUAUAUAUAUAUAUAUAUAUAUAUAUAUAUAUAUAUAUAUAUAUAUAUGAUCUUUUUAUAUCCGAGCUCUUCUUUAGUUUUAGUGUUCAAUUUUAGGAUAAAAUAAUUUGUCGAAUUAAUUUGUAGAACUAAUUUACCGAAUCGUUGAUACAAUUUAUUCGUACCAUUGUUGAUGUUAAUUCAUGAAUUAUCCUAAGAUUCUGUGCAAUCCGCUAUUUUAUUAAUACACAUAUCAGAUACACUACUUUGUACAAUCAAUGACGUUGUUAAUUAUAAUAUCGGCGCUAAAUCGUUACUUAUCCCAGGAUAGAUUUUGUACAGAAUAUUGUAAAAUAUUUUUGCCGCUUUUUCUCUCUUUUUUAUAUUUUAUUAUUUAUAUAGCAUACACAAUUUUUUUUUCUCGCUUCUCUACCGUAAUUGUAUAAAUCGCCGUAUUAUUAAUUAAUACUGUUAUAUUUGCCAUUGUAUAAUGCCAUGCCGUCGAGCCUUGCCAUUCGUUAUUCGUUCUCAGAGACGAGCCCAAAGCUAUCAUUUUUAUUUUUUUUUUUUCAAUACUCACACAUGGAUCGCGCUGAACACGCAGGACAAGUUUUCUGUAAUUAACAAUGAACAUUGUCGAUGCGUUAGAGGGAAGAGCUAUUAGUUUAUAAUCAUUAAGCUGAAAUAUAUAACAUUUAUAUCGAAAUAUA